Molecule: messenger RNA, 2913 nt
Organism: Micropterus dolomieu (smallmouth bass)
Lineage: Eukaryota; Metazoa; Chordata; Actinopteri; Centrarchiformes; Centrarchidae
Gene: b4galnt1a
Product: beta-1,4-N-acetyl-galactosaminyl transferase 1a
Exons: 11
Coding region: 312-1907 (531 amino acids)
Biological process (GO): ganglioside biosynthetic process
Cellular component (GO): Golgi membrane
Molecular function (GO): hexosyltransferase activity
Source: RefSeq, a predicted model, not a curated record
UGGCAUGUGAUGCGCGCACCGCUUCCAAACAUGUUUCAGAAUGUAGCCUAAUGCUAAGUCUAAUGUGUUGAUGGGACAAACCACCACCAUUAAAUCACACGUUUCAACUGAUAAACUGUAUGAAGUUUUACCUUUCCCGGGUAUGUAAAUAAAAUGAUAUUAGCCUAAGAGGUGUGGCUACGCCGUGCAUUUACCGAACCCAAAUCCCACACGCAUGCUUAACCCGGGUCACAACAGCUGUCAAAGCUGUCACACGAGUUUCUCUAAUUUGAUCAGAGGUUGGAAAUAUAUACCCCGCGGAUGCAACAAAAAUGCGUAUCACCUAUAAGAAGUGUCUUUCACUGAUUUUGAUCAGUGUGCUACUGCUGCUAGCUCUGUUUUAUGCUAGCAGCCCUGGAACCAGCUCAGUAGUUGACAUCCGGCCAAGACAGGAUAGUCCAUUAAAGAAACUCCUUGAUGGGAAAAUUGGAGACACCAUCAGUGGCUAUCGUGACAUUCCCUACCACAUAAAGGAGGAGGUGGCAUGUCGUUUGGCUCAAAAUACAUGUGUAUGUCUGGCUGAUAAGGACACGUUUCAGCUGCCGCUAUCCAAUCUGCUCUUUCCACGUGUGUGGGCCCAAAACCUCAGUAAUGCCUUCCUAGAGUCCCAUCCUGAUCCUGAGGGCAUAAAGCGUCACAGAGCUAUGGAGUACAGCAGCUUUCAGAGGAGGUCCUACAAUCCUGCAAAUGAGCUUAUUGUAACUGAAGCCAACAAUCCUCUUCAGUAUCCCACCCAGGGCGUGGAGGUGCGACCCCUCAAAACAAUCAUCAUUCCUGGUUUGGGUCUUAAAGAAGAAGCAAGAUCAAACCACAUGGUAUCUUUGACAGCAACACUGGGGACUUUUGAUGUCGCUGCUACAGUGGACAAGGUCUCUGUUAAGGGGGAGGGGGCGAAGCACAUGAGACUGUCAGGUCCCCUUCUCUCUGCUCUGAACAGGCAGCUGCAGUUCGUCACCUAUACAAACACUGUGUUCCAUCCCAAGACAGCAGAUACAGUUCAAUUUGCAACUGAAAGUCACCAGUCAUUUUUCACCAUUAAAGUUGGACAUGGAACCAUUCCAGCACUUUACAACUCUAGAUACCAAAAAGAGUACAAUAUUAGUGCUCUUGUUACCAUCGCCACCAAGACCUUUCUACGCUAUGACAAACUCAAAGAUCUCAUUGACAGCAUACGGCAAUAUUAUCCCACCAUUACCAUAGUGAUAGCAGAUGAUAAUGAACACCCUCAGCCAGUGACCGGGCCUCACAUUGAACAUUACAUCAUGCCAUUUGGAAAGGGUUGGUUUGCAGGAAGAAACCUGGCAGUGUCUCAAGUGACCACUAAGUAUGUGCUCUGGGUGGAUGAUGAUUUUUUCUUCACUGCAAACACCAAGUUGGAGAAAAUGGUGGACAUCCUAGAGAAGACCACUUUGGAUCUGGUUGGCGGUGCAGUGAGAGAGGUGACAGGUUACACUGCAACGUUCCGUCACACCAUUUCAGUGGAAGAAGGUGGAGAAGAAGGCGACUGUUUACAUAUAAGACCUGGCUACUACCAUGUUAUUGACGGAUUUCCUAAUUGUGUAGUAGCUGAUGGCGUCAUCAACUUCUUCAUGGGGAGGACAGACAAGGUGCAACAGGUGGGCUUUAACCCCCGCCUGGCACGGCAGGGUCAUCUGGAGUUCUUCAUUGACGCUCUGGGCUCCCUCCACAUUGGCUCCUGUAGUGACAUCAUUGUAAGCCAUGCAUCAAAGAUCAAACUACCCUGGAGUGAAACGGACUCCCAAAAGGCCUACAACAAAUUCCGCUAUAAACUUUCCAGUGGUGAUGCUAACAUUCAUAAGGAAAACUUCUACUUCAAGAACAGGUUCAAGUGCAUGACCAGUCAGUGAACCGUGGGGACCAAAACUAUACAAAAAGCGCUUGACAAUACAAGGUCGCCCCACCCAUUGUACUCUGGACAUAGAAAGAUACAACAACUGAAUUUUUGUUGGUUUAACACAUUGGACGCCAUUAGAUACUGAUUCACAGGGACACCUCAUCUGAAGGCAGGUGCUACAAUUAGAAGAGAUUUACAUUUACUGCUUGGAGAAGAAGUAUUGUGCUCUCCACAACAUCGAGGAUGAUGGUGCGCUCCCAAGUUUACAGCCUGCAGGACACACUUCUCCAUAUUUGUCAGUGUGCUGAAAGGCGACCCACAGGCAAGUCACUGGAUGGUGGUCGACCUCAAAUUGUCCUUGUCAUCGAUUAAACACUUAGUGAAGACUUCAGAAAAUGUUUAGUGCUUGCUGUGUGGACAGAUUUGUUCUAUAAACAGAUUAUAAUUCUUUGGGAUAGAUAGAAAAACUGACGGAUCCUAUUUUCUCUAUCAGAUAUAUACGUCCACACACAGUAUUGAUCUCCAACAGUAUGCACUCAAAAUAUCAUGUUUUUCAUUGUUUUUUUUAUUUGUUGUUAAAUGCACUAUGUGGAUUUUUUAUGUACUGUGACUUUAAAAAGAUAAAGACACAGAAAGAUAGAUGAAAUGUGAAAACAUGUGUCAUAUUUUCAAAGUAAUAUUUAAAAAGUAAAUAUAGAAAUGUAUAAUGUAAAUUAUAGUUCAUUUAUCAUUCCCCCUAUUCUCCAUUUCCUUUGUAUCUCUAGCUCAACCUGUUAAUUUCAGUAUUUGUUGGUGGUUGUAAUUACUUUUUCCAGACCUUCCUCAUUUCAUAUCUAAUCAGCUGCCCCACCAUCCAGGUUAAUCAUUACACCUGUCCUUUCCAAGGUUCAAAGUGUCUGCUGUUAAAAAGCUCUCUUUCAAUGACUGUCAACAACAGCAAAAGCAGUUAUCAAUAUAAGGUUUUUGUUUGACUUUUAACUGCCUGGUAUCAAUGGUAAAUCAAGUAUUUAAAACAACAA